AUGGAUGUCAAUAACCAACAAUCGCAGCUUGGGCAUCGACGUUCGGAAGGAACAAACGCGUCAAGAGAAGAUCAAAGUAACUCAACAUUCGUACCACUACAGAUUUCGCCAAGUGGAAGUGUGUUCAUUGAACACGACUUUGAUCCUAGACCCGUGCCCAAUCGAUCUACUUCGAAUUAUUUAGACCUUCCUCCACCUACCAGUACGAUUGUGCCUGCGAUCGUUGAUACACUAAAACGUUAUCGCAGGCAGAUGGAUGAAUAUAUGCAUAAUAAUUACUGUUAUGCAGAGGUCGGAAAUGCUAGGGUCUUGAUCGAAGAAUGUGUAUUACGUCUGGAAGAGCUUUGUGAGCCAAUUUGGGAGCAAUGCAUGCUACCACUUACUUCAUUAUCUAAAGAGUUCCGAGAAUUCGAGAUAGACAUGAGAAAUGGUUCUUUAAAUAUGAGUACUGAAAAUGGAUAUGCAAACUCGUACGCGCGAUUAUCAGCAAUGCGCGGAUCGAUUUGUCGUCUGGGACCUGCGCUUACAACUCUACACUUCAACUUCACUGGAUUUUCUCGAUGGAUCCAUGAGCGCAUCACACCCGUAUUAUUGCAAGUUUUAGUAGCGGCGAAUGAUGAGAAAAUAGUCCCUCAAAACAAUCAAUAUCGUACUCAAAUCAAUAGCCUAUUAGGAUCUCCAUCUUUUCUUUCUCAAGCGAUGUCCAGUCUUACAACAUGUUUGAAACUUUAUGAAAAAAUCUUCAUCAAACUUUUAAAGAGUAUUGAUAAGAUUCUAUCACCUGAUCUCUCUCAAGGUGCGGUUUAUUACGAUGAAAAGCAAAUCAUAAGCUGGGCGGGUGAAUGUUUUGUAGCUUUUCACCCAAUCUUUGAUGGUUUACCGGAUGUGGCUGGUAUUUCGUCUGCACUAUGGGAGCCACCGCCUCGUCGACAUAACGCAAUCAGGUAA
Molecule: messenger RNA, 948 nt
Organism: Melampsora larici-populina 98AG31
Lineage: Eukaryota; Fungi; Basidiomycota; Pucciniomycetes; Pucciniales; Melampsoraceae
Exons: 2
Coding region: 1-948 (315 amino acids)
Source: RefSeq, a predicted model, not a curated record